CAGUUUACUUUUAUUCUUUGAAUUUAAACUAUCGUUCGUAUUUUAAUAAAAGAGAUGCAAUGUACGUGGAGAUUUUCCCGCUGUACCAAAUUUCUGGUCCAGGAUAAUUUAAAACGUGUUCGUGGAUUAGCUCUGAGUACCCGAGCUCAUAAAUUUGAUGAAUUAUUUCGUGAACGUGAGUUCCAGUCACGGCACAUCGGCCCGCGAGAUCAUGAACAGUUGGAGAUGCUCAAGACUAUUGGAUUUAAGUCAUUAGAAGAAUUAACAAACGCUGCGGUCCCCAGUAAUAUACGAAGAAAUAAGGAUCUAGAACUGGAUCACCCGAUCACUGAAUAUGAACUGAUUAAAAGAAUAACCGAGAUGUCGCAAAAAAAUAAAGUAUGGAGAACAUACAUUGGUAUGGGAUAUUACAAUUGCUGUGUUCCACUGACGAUUAUGAGAAAUAUAUUUGAAAAUCCUGGAUGGACCACGCAGUAUACGCCGUAUCAACCGGAAAUAGCACAAGGAAGAUUAGAAAGUCUUUUAAACUACCAGACGAUGAUCUGCGAUAUGACAGGCAUGGAAGUAGCAAAUGCGUCACUUCUCGACGAAGGAACGGCAGCAGCCGAAGCUCUGGGUCUUGCAUACCGCCACAACAAACGGAAAAUAUUGUUCGUCUCUGACAAAGUCCAUCCCCAGACUAUCAGUGUCAUUGCAACCCGGGCGAACUCUUUGGGAUUGACUCUGCAAGUUGGAGAUGUCUUUAACGUCGACACAUCUUCGAAACAAGUUGCGGGUAUUCUUCUUCAGUAUCCAGACACCACUGGAGCUAUCUAUGAUUAUCAGAAAGUAGUUGAUAAAGCUCAUGCUGACGGAACUUUAGUGUGCGCAGCAACUGAUCUUCUGUCUCUGGCAAUUCUUCGUCCUCCCGGAGAGUUUGGUGUCGACAUUUGCGUAGGAACCAGCCAACGUUUUGGAGUUCCUCUGGGCUAUGGAGGACCACAUGCUGGAUUUUUCGCAUGCCACAAUAAGUUGGUGAGACUGAUGCCCGGAAGGGUAAUCGGUGUGACUAGAGAUAGUGAUGGCAAGGAUGCGUAUCGUCUGACUCUUCAAACACGUGAGCAGCAUAUAAGAAGAGACAAAGCUACGAGCAAUAUUUGUACCGCUCAAGCACUUCUUGCAAACAUGUCAGCAAUGUACGCAGUUUAUCACGGCCCCGAGGGCAUACGUGAUAUUUCGAAAAAAGUACAUCACUUGACUCUUGUCCUUGCGCGCGGUCUUCAAGCUGCUGGUAAUCGUAUGCAUAAUGAUUUCUUCUUUGAUACGAUUACCGUUACACCUAAGCAACCGUUAAAAAUUAUUAAAGACAAUGCUCAACGUCUUGAAAUUAAUCUGAGGUACAAUGAUGAUGGGUCUAUUGGAAUAUCUCUUGACGAAACGACGACACCGAAUGACGUUAACGAUUUAUUUAAAAUAUUUAACGCCAAUCAAACUGUCCAAGAUAUUGUAAAUAACGAAUCACUUGAUGAAAAUAAUCUAGAAAAAUCUCCGUUCAAACGUACGUCAACUUAUUUACAACAUCCGGUGUUUAAUAUUCAUCAUUCAGAAACACGGAUCGUAAGAUACAUGAAAGCUCUAGAAAAUAAAGACGUUUCUCUAGUACACAGCAUGAUUCCAUUGGGUUCAUGUACAAUGAAAUUGAACUCAACUACCGAGAUGAUGCCAGCCAGUCUACCGGGUUUCAUCAACAUGCAUCCUUUCGCUCCGGUAAAUCAAGCCGAAGGUUACCGAGAAUUGUUUGCGCAAUUGGAAAAAGAUCUCUGCGCGAUAACCGGUUACGAUGGAAUAAGUUUCCAGCCAAACAGCGGAGCUCAAGGAGAGUACGCGGGUCUGCGAGCUAUUCAAUGUUACCACGAGUCCCAGGGCGACAUUGACAGGAAGGUUUGUUUGAUACCGAUUUCUGCUCACGGAACAAACCCAGCGUCUGCUCAGAUGGCCGGUAUGCAAGUCGAGCCGAUUUUUGUUCGCAAAGACGGUUCUGUGGACUUGGAACACCUGAAGGAGAUGAUUGACAAAUUCAGACAGACUUUGUCGUGCCUUAUGAUAACAUAUCCGUCUACCAAUGGAGUAUUUGAAGAAACAAUCGGCGACGUUUGUGAUCUGGUGCACAAAUCUGGGGGUCAAGUUUAUCUUGAUGGUGCCAAUAUGAAUGCCCAGGUAGGUCUCUGCAGACCUGGUGAUUAUGGUAGUGAUGUUUCACAUCUUAAUCUUCACAAGACAUUUUGUAUUCCACAUGGAGGCGGUGGACCUGGAAUGGGACCUAUUGGAGUGAAACGUCACCUCAUGCCAUUCUUACCUGGACAUCCGGUAAUUGACCCCGCGAAUGGUCAAAGCAACGACACUGCUGGUCUAGGAACAGUAUCCGCGGCUCCGUAUGGAUCUUCAGCAAUUCUUCCCAUAUCAUGGGCGUAUAUCAAAUUAAUGGGACCUAAAGGACUUCGUAAAGCCACUCAGGUCGCUAUAUUAAAUGCUAAUUACAUGAGCAAACGAUUAGAAAAGUAUUACAACACUUUGUACAAAGGAGAGACUGGUCUAGUAGCUCAUGAAUUUAUUCUUGAUGUGAGAGAAUUCAAAAAGACGGCAAAUAUUGAAGUUGUCGAUAUUGCCAAGAGAUUGAUGGACUACGGAUUCCAUUCGCCGACAAUGAGUUGGCCCGUUCCUGGUACUCUGAUGCCUGAGCCUACUGAGUCGGAGGAUAAAAUUGAACUGGAUAGAUUUUGUGACGCAAUGAUAUCUAUCAGGAAAGAAAUAAAAGACAUUGAAGACGGAAAAAUGGAUAUAAAUGUGAAUCCAUUGAAAAUGGCACCGCAUACUCAAGAGCAAGUCAUUAGUUCGAAAUGGGAUAGACCUUAUUCACGAGAAUUGGCGGCUUUUCCUGCACCAUUUUCAAGUGUUCCAAAAAUAUGGCCAAGAGUUGGUAGAAUAGAUGAUAUUUAUGGUGAUAAAAAUCUCUUUUGCACGUGUCCACCAAUUCUUCCUCCUCAACAAUAAUGAUAAUAAAUUAAUUAAUAAACUAAUUGAUAAUUAAUAAUGUUAAUUUUGUUCUAUAAAUAUAGUUUAAUAUUUAUUAAAAAUUAUUUUUCUAA
This is a messenger RNA of Microplitis mediator, 3125 nucleotides long. RefSeq names its product glycine dehydrogenase (decarboxylating), mitochondrial. The transcript has 10 exons. The coding region runs from base 55 to 3030 and encodes 991 amino acids. Gene Ontology annotation, cellular component: glycine cleavage complex; mitochondrion. Gene Ontology annotation, molecular function: glycine binding; pyridoxal phosphate binding; glycine dehydrogenase (decarboxylating) activity. Gene Ontology annotation, biological process: glycine decarboxylation via glycine cleavage system. The record is from RefSeq and is a predicted model, not a curated record. NCBI's taxonomy places the organism in Eukaryota, Metazoa, Arthropoda, Insecta, Hymenoptera, Braconidae.